Molecule: messenger RNA, 535 nt
Organism: Amphimedon queenslandica
Lineage: Eukaryota; Metazoa; Porifera; Demospongiae; Haplosclerida; Niphatidae
Product: J domain-containing protein-like
Exons: 1
Coding region: 22-492 (156 amino acids)
Cellular component (GO): cytoplasm
Source: RefSeq, a predicted model, not a curated record
GGUAGAUGGGGUGUAGCAAAAAUGGCUGCUAGCUCUUCAGGAACUUUGGAAGGCUUUUUUCGUGGCAGUGGUGAACCUGUUGAAGAUGAUUUCUAUGAUAUAUUAGGCUGCCAUGAGUCUUCGUCCAUAGAACAGAUAAUGAAAGAGUAUCAUAUCAAAGCUAAGAUGUACCAUCCGGAUAGAGUUUUAGAUGACAAAGAAAGAGAACAUUGUACUGAGAUUUUCAGGAAGAUAAACAGAGCUUAUGAGAUAUUGUCUGACAAAGGAAAAAGAAAGAUUUAUGAUAACUGGAGAAAAUCGGGUGUAGCUAUGACAUUUGAUAAUUGGCUCUCCUUGCAAACUCGUCUUGGACCUACUAUGCAUUUUGGAAUGACAAAGAAACAGCUGUCCUUAACAACCCCACAAGAUGAGAAACCUCUUCACUCAAAAGAAUCGAAACCAACAGACACUGGAUCGAGUCUUUUAGAACAAUUUAGAACAUACAAAAUAUAGACAAAUCCAGGCCUGCCAGCAUUUUACAAUGAUUUUGUUUUUU